AUGGCGAGUUUCGAGAAGUUCGAACCAAUAUUUGGAGAAGUCGUACCCGAACGUUCGGAUCCGGAUUCGGGUCUUCUCCGGCGAUGUCUCUUCCACGUCUACGCUUCCGACUCGUAUAACUUAACAGUCCAUGUCACUGACUUUGUCUCCGGGGUCUGGACGACGAUCCUCUCCGUCUCGCAGCUCGAUGAUAUGAGGGAUACUGUGGGAAUAGGUGGUUCGUGGUCUGAGUUCGUCGAUUACACUGUCGCUUCUUUGAAUUCCGAUAAUGUGAAGCUUCUCCUGGGACAAAAUUCUGUUUCAAAUGGUAUCGAGAUUGCGCGAUUAGUUUCUCAGAAGGCCAAAGGAAUGCCUCGCAUAAUAAUUCCUCUAACAAAGAUGGCAGACUCAUCUGCUAGUGAGGCAAUGGCUAAUCUGUCUUUCGAGUUGUUCAGAGCAUUCAAGAGCAAGCAGCACCUACAAGGAGAAGUGAGUUCUUCAGCUGCAGCAACUGAUGACCAGGAUAAGAGGGAUGGUACCCGUAACCAACUGGAGCGAUACUCCUCUGGAAAGGUAGAUGUUAUAGCUCCAUCAACAGAUAACCAACAAGACUCUCCCGCCAAGCAAUCUGCCCGAGAAGCUAACACAGCAAAACCUGUUAAACGAGUACCUGCUCACCGGAGAACCCGUAAACGUGGUGCUGCUCUUCUGCAGGAUUCAGAAGAAGAGGAUGGCUGAUUGGAACAGAACAUAAUCUUAAACACUUUAAAUCCAACAAUCAGCUCUCAGUAACAAACUGAAUCACCUGGGGAGGCUUAUGCUCAUGAUUAUUUUCCCAGGUCCUUUUUCUCCUCUUUUGGUGAUUCGAUUAUGUAAAAAGAAUCUGUAAGGCUAAUGUAAUUCCUUUUGGACACAUAUUGCUAGCCAUUUUUGAAAGAUAAAAAAGAAAUAAAACUGAAUUUUUCUUAGUA
Molecule: messenger RNA, 950 nt
Organism: Capsella rubella
Lineage: Eukaryota; Viridiplantae; Streptophyta; Magnoliopsida; Brassicales; Brassicaceae
Exons: 7
Coding region: 1-717 (238 amino acids)
Source: RefSeq, a predicted model, not a curated record